AUGACGUCUCGUACUGUGAACCUUCGCGCUGCAUAUGGCAAGAAUGUACUUCAUGAUGUUAUGCUGAAGAAAUACCAAAUGAGCAUCCCAAAAGCUGGACCCAGCCUGCCGAGAGCACCACCAUCUCGUGACAGAGCCCCAGCCGGUGGUUGGUCGCCUGGACCCGUUUGCAUUAUCGGCGCUGGUUCAGCUGGUUUAGCCACGGCCAUUUACAUUCACGACGCCUGUGUGCAGGCCGGUGUCACGCCUCCGACUAUCGACAUCUACGAGGCUACUGAGAGGUCAGGCGGACGUGUCUAUACCUAUCAAUUCACUGACACUGCCAAUCCGGCAACGCACAACUAUUAUGACAUCGGGGCCAUGCGCAUACCUGAUAUCAUGACAAUGAAUAGUACCUUGAAAAUGAUUGAUUACCUCAAGGAUAAUAAGGGGCAGGACAUUAUCAGACAGCCAUACACCUACAGCGACCCCGAGAAGCGAGAGCCUCUUAUGUACUAUUAUCGGGAUUACCAGCCAAGUGAUAUCGACAAGGAGCUGUCGCAACUCGACGGAGUGAUCCAGCCAUUCAUUUUUCAACUAGAAUCUGCGGCAUCGACUGAGGCCUGGGACCAGAAGUUCCAAACAAUGUGUCAGACUUACGACAAGUAUUCCACUCGAGCUUAUUUGCAGCUGGGGAACAUUUACGGCACCACAACUCCAAUCAAGUAUGGCAGCGAGAUAUCUAUGCAGUCGACUGGCCUUUUCGACCAGGCCUGGAUGGAGACCGUGUGCGACUAUGCCGACUUCCAGGCCGCCAGCGCCGGUAAGUGGUACAGACUUGAAGACUCUCAAACAAAGAACGGCAUGCAAGCUAUCACCAAUGCGAUGGAGAACUAUCUCAAGUCUAUGAAUAUAAAUGUCAAGUAUAAAAGUCCUGUUACAAGCCUAGUAUACAACCAAACCGACAUCGCGGUCAGUGUCGUGGGCGGACAGGCUCAAAAUUACGAGUCCGUCAUCAACACCACGACCAUGGGCUGUCUUGGCAGAAUGGACAUCGCCGGACUCCAGCUGGAUGACGACGUCUUGACUGGGGUCAGAGCCCUCAGCUAUGACCGGGCCACCAAGGUCGCCAUCAAAUUCAACUCGGAUUGGUGGACACCCCUUCUCAACAAGCAAGCAAGUCGGAAUCCCAAAAUCCCCGGCCCAGACAACAAUCCUCCAGCCGUCAGCUUCCUGGGUGGCGUCUCCAGCACGGACCUACCCAUUAGCAACGUGGUGUACCCAUCCUGGCAAGACGAGGGUUCCACCAUUCUCAUGAUCUCAUAUGCCUGGGCGCAAGAUGCCACGCGUAUGACCUCGCUCAUUCCAGAUUACGCCGGCCAGACACAGAUCAACAACCAAGAUCCCGUAGCUGUGCUAUGCAUGCGAUAUCUUGCCCAGCUCUGGCAACAAAUUCCCGGGGCGCCAACGCUGGACGAGCUCCAGAACAAGUACUACCAGUCCCAUCACGCCUGGGCCUGGGCCAAUGACCCUAACACCGCCGGCGCGUUCGCGCUCUUCGGGCCCGGUCAAUUCUCGUACCUUUACCCGCUCAUGCAGCAGCCUCACUGCCGCGGGGACGGGAGCAACAAAGUCGGGUUCUACUUCGCGGGCGAGGCGACCAGCGCGCAUCAUGCAUGGAUUAGCGGAGCUUUUGACAGCGCGUACACGACUGUGUGGCAGUGGGCGGGCAUUCAAGAUCCACCCGCACCUGGCCAGAUGAACGCUGUGCAACGGGCGAUGUUUGAACUGCCGUUUGGCGAAGGUCCCAAGAAGCAUGUUGCCGAGAUGGAUGAGAGUCUCUUGAACUGGGCGAUCUGGGCCUCAGAACAAAGAGAGAAGGGGGAGAAGGGGAAGUAA
This is a messenger RNA of Cladophialophora psammophila CBS 110553, 1878 nucleotides long. RefSeq lists its product as uncharacterized. The transcript has 5 exons. The record is from RefSeq and is a predicted model, not a curated record. The coding region runs from base 1 to 1878 and encodes 625 amino acids. Gene Ontology annotation, molecular function: oxidoreductase activity. NCBI's taxonomy places the organism in Eukaryota, Fungi, Ascomycota, Eurotiomycetes, Chaetothyriales, Herpotrichiellaceae.